Messenger RNA from Tetrahymena thermophila SB210, 2834 nucleotides. Its product is annotated as transmembrane protein, putative. The transcript has 7 exons. The record is from RefSeq and is a predicted model, not a curated record. The annotation marks the transcript as partial. Lineage: Eukaryota; Ciliophora; Oligohymenophorea; Hymenostomatida; Tetrahymenidae.
GCUCUUUUAAUUCAUUGAUCAGGAUUACAAACUCAUAAUUAAAAAUAAAUUAAAAUUCAGUUUUUAAUUCAAUUUCUUGUUUAUACAACUGUUAAGGCUCAUCAAUAUUAAGUUAAUAAUCUACUCUAAUCGUUUAAGAUUGCCGAUUUAUAGAUUCUUAGUCAUCUAAUGGUGGUUAAUUCUCAGUAGUUGGACUUAAUUCUAUUAAUAAUAUUAUUGAGAACACGUAUUUUAUAAAUAAUGAAGUUAAUAAGGAUGGAGGAGCCUUUUACUUGUAAACGAGCUAGCAAGAUGUAUUUUAGUUGAACUUUAUUAACAGUAAAUUUACUUUAAAUAAAGCUUCGUAGGGAUAUGGAGGUGCAAUUUAUAUCAUUUCAUAAGCAUAAAAUACAUAACAAUAGAAUAUCCUUUUAACAAAUACAUUAAUUUAUUAAAACAGUGCAUUGGUUGCUGGUGGAAUUUUUAAUCAAGGGAUCAACCCAAUAUUAGAUAAAAAUUCUUAAAUACAUAACAAUAUAGCUGAUUAUUAUGGAACAGAUAAAUUUUCAUACCCUCAAGAGUUAUAUUUAAUAAAUUAAAACUUCAAAGAAAUAACUUUGAUUGGUAAGCCAGGGCAAGUGUCUUUUAUUGAAUUUACAUCUGAUUCAAUAAAAAUAUUUAAUAGUAAUACUCAAAGUUAUGAGCAAAACUAUUCCUAUCCUAUUUAAGUUAAUUUUAGGGAAUGCAAUAAAGGUGAAAUAAUCUCUUCGUAUAAUAAUAAUUUUUAAGAAUGUUAAACUUGUGAUGAAGGUAAAUACUCUCUAGACUUUUCUGGGUGUUAUUCAUGCCCUUCUGGAGGUGAAUGCACUAGAGGAGUAAUUCUUUUAAAGCAAGGUUUUUGGAGAGAAGAACAAUACAGCUCAGAUAUUAUUGAAUGUACUAAUAGAUUGGAAAAUUGCAUAGGAAAUUCAUAUGGAAAUGCUGUUUGUAUAGAAGGGAAUAUAGGGCCCUUGUGUGAAGAAUGUGAUGUGUAUGGUACUUAUUGGAAAACUAGUUAUACAAAAAAAAAUAAAUUUGAGUGCAUAAAAUGUAAAGAAUAGACAUACAAUUUAUGGAAAUUAUUUUUAUCUAUAUUAUGGAUAUUUUUUGCUGUGUAUCUCACUGUUAGGAGAGACAAAAAAAAUUAAAGAUUAAGGUUAAUUGUAAAUGCCUUUUAUAAAAAAAAUGUAUACACAUUUAUGGAUAGAUAAAAGACCCUUCUCUAUGAGUAGAAAUCAAAAAUCUAUAUGAAGAUUUUUGUUAAUUAUAUUUAGAUUGCCUCUGCAGCUGUCUCAUUUAAUUUAAAUAUAGGAGCAUAUGUAAUAGAUGCAAUUUCUUACUUAGGAGUGCCUAUUUCUACAUCUAUUGACUACUUAGAAUGUUUAAUAAAAGAUUUAAAUUCUGACAUUCCCUUGAUUUAUUUGAAAUUGAUUGUUUCCAUUCUAUGCCCUUUAGCUAUUUUGUUAGUUUACUUAGUAUAUGAAGUAAUUAUAUAAAAGUGUUACUACAAGUCAACGCGUCUUUUUUCUUACUCAGUAUAUACAGCAUCAAUAUUUUUAUUCCUUUAUGUAUAACCAGACUUAGUUUCUUAAAUGAUUGGCCUUCUUUCCUGUAGAAAAAUAAUGAACACAGAUUACAUAUUAAUUAAUAUGAAUUAUUAAUGCUACACAGAUACAUAUAAAUUUUACAGUAUAGCCUUAGUUCUACCUUUUUUGAUAUUGUGUACUAUUGUUUUACCUGCUUUUCUAUUUAUUUAGAUUUAUAUUUCCUAAAGAAGACAUGGUUUAAAUGAUGUAAAAAUAAAUUUAAAAUAUGGGUUUUUAUUUUAAGAAUAUAAAGAUUCUGUCUAUUUUUGGGAGAUAAUUAAAAUCAUUCAAAAAAUUGUGAUAAUUAUUCUUCUGAACUUUUAUUCUUAAGUUGUAAUGGUGAAAGGUAUUUUAAUCUACUUAGUUAUUUUGUUUUAUGGAGUGCUAUCAAAUAAAUACAAGCCUUACUAAUAAGAUUAAUUAAAUAAAAUUGAUAAUUAUUCAACUUAAAUUUGUGCUUUCACAAUAUUGCUUUGUGUCUUCAUUAACAAUAAUUAAUACAAUUAUUUGAAAAUUGGCUGUUUUAUAAUAAUAGUUUUGAUUAACUCAUUUUUUAUCAUUUACAUAGCUCUAAGAAUACUAAAAGACAAAUAUAAUUAAGUCAUUAAUCUAUUGUUUAAAGUUUUUGAAAAAUACCCAUCAAUACAAAAAUACUUUAAAUAAAGAAAGAUAAAAAUAAAUCCUGCUUUAAAGCAAAAGAUCAGAUCAUCUUUAAAAGAGUUUGCAAAGUUAAAUCAAAAUUAAAUUAAGGAAAUGCUCUCUUCUAUUAGAAAUACAAAAACAAACUUAAGUCCUACUAAGUAGCUAGAUUCUAUACCAAAUAGUCACAGAUAAAUGUUGAGCAUUGAAACAGACAGCUCUAAUUUUAAUACAUAGAUGAUUAACAGUUAAACAGAAAGACUUUAUGCAAGUUUUAAACCAAAAUCAAUGUUAAGCGUAGAAUAAAAGCACUUGACAAAUAGUUAAAAACCAAUUAAUGUUAAAUUUAAGAUAUCUUACUUAUAAGCACACAGUGGAGACAUUCAAGAAGAUUCUUAAAACAAAGAGAAUUCUAUAGGCAAUUAAAUCGAAGAUAAUUAAAAGUAAAAUGUGACAGAAAACUCUCAAUUUAAGGAAGUCUAUUAAAAAGGGUAUUCGGAAACAAUUUAAAACGAAAUAGAAUUAAUAAAAAAUUCUUAAAUUAAAGAUGGCUCAUAAAGUGAACAAAUUAAGAUCUAUUAAAAUAUUUGA